AUUGCAAAGAGAGAUGAUUGUAUUCCGUCGCCGGAGAGGAAAUCUUCGCUACAAUACGCCAUGGAUUUCAUAUUUCAUCAGGAUUCUUCCGCCAAGAACUCCGUCAACAUUUGGAUUCCUUCUACUGCAAGUGAUCUUCUUUUUGGAAUUUACAAGACUGAGCUCUUGGGUUAAUGGAUUCAUUCGCUUUUCUGUGGCAAUUGGGGGUGAAAGCAGACCCGGAAGCCGCGCACUUCACGUUUUUUGCGGUGCUACUCUUUGUCUGUUAUCUAACUGUUCGUCUUUUUGAGAAGAAACGUUGGCUGAAUGACUCUAUUACUUCCCUAGCCAUUGGAAUUUUCACUGGAAUUAUCGUUCUCCUAACGACUAGAGGAAAAAGUUCUCACAUCUUAGAAUUCAACGAACAGCUUUUCUUCAUUUACCUUCUUCCACCCAUAAUAUUUAAUGCUGGGUUUCAGGUGAAGAAGAAACAGUUUUUCCGCAACUUUCUGGUAAUCAUAUUGUUUGGUGCUUUUGGAAGUGUGAUAUCAUUCUUCAUCAUAUCACUAGGUUCCCUCAACUUACUCAAGAAAUUGGAUGUUGGCUUAGUGGACACACAAGAUUAUUUUGCACUUGGGGCAAUCUUAACAGCAACAGAUAGUGUUUGCACCUUGCAAGUUCUUAAACAGGAUGAGACACCUUUACUUUAUAGUCUGGUCUUUGGCGAAGGUGUGGUCAAUGAUGCUACCUCAGUGGUACUCUUCAAUGCAAUCAAGAAAUUUGACCUCUCACACAUCACUUCAACAAGUGCCAUUCAGUUAGCCGGAAGUUUCUUUGGGUUGUUCUCGGGAAGCACAUUACUGGGAAUUGCAGUUGGGCUGCUAUGUGCAUUUAUCAUAAAGAAGCUAUCCUUAGGCAGGCACCCUACAGAUUAUGAAGUUGUUCCAAUGAUUUUGAUGGCCUACCUUUCGUAUAUGAUGGCUGAAUUGUUGCUUCUUAGUGGUAUUCUUAGUGUGUUCUUUUGUGGGAUUGUCAUGUCUCACUACACAUCUUGGAAUAAUGUGAAUGACAGUUCCGAUAAUGGGAUUGGCAGUUCCAGACUAAUACCACGCCAUGCUUUUGCAACAUUAUCUUUCGUUGCAGAGAUUUUCAUCUUCCUUUAUGUUGGUAUGGAUGCAUUGGAUAUUGAGAAGUGGAAUGUUGUUAGAGAAAGCCCAGGGAAAUCAGUUGGAGCAAGCCUUAUACUGCUAGGUCUUGUUCUUGUUGGAAGAGCAGCUUUUGUAUUCCCACUCUCUUUCAUUUCCAACUUGACCAGAAAGCAUAAAAAAGACCAUAUUGGGUUUAAACAACAGUUUACAAUUUGGUGGGCUGGACUCAUGAGAGGUGCUGUAUCAGUGGCACUUGCUUAUCAUCAGUUUGCAAGGUCAGACGAAAAGGACCAAGGGGAUUCGAUAAUGAUAACUAGUACCAUUUCAAUUGUUCUCUUCACAAACGUGGUGUUUGGAUUAUUGACAAAGUCCUUAGUAAGACGAAUGAUUCCUCGAAAUAAUCACUCAGCACAUUUAUAUUAUCCUUUACUUCGAGAAUUAAAUGAUCCACUGGUUGAUGAGAAUGAUAUUGAAUCAAGCACCACCGAACUAAACCAAUUUCAUCCAGAAAGUUUCAUGUCGUUUAUGAGAUCUCCAACUAAAUGUUUCCAUUAUUAUUGGUACAAGUUUGAUGAUUGCUUCAUGCGUCCUGUUUUUGGAGGGAGUGAAUCAUCAUUGGAACAUCUCACUCCCUCAUCUUCUCCCUGAUUUUAUAUAUCUGACAUGUCACACAUAUAGUCGUACACGUGCACUUAAUAGA
Benincasa hispida (wax gourd) is the source of this 1827-nucleotide messenger RNA. RefSeq names its product sodium/hydrogen exchanger 3-like. Lineage: Eukaryota; Viridiplantae; Streptophyta; Magnoliopsida; Cucurbitales; Cucurbitaceae. Gene Ontology annotation, molecular function: sodium:proton antiporter activity; potassium:proton antiporter activity. Gene Ontology annotation, biological process: proton transmembrane transport; sodium ion import across plasma membrane; potassium ion transmembrane transport. The record is from RefSeq and is a predicted model, not a curated record. Gene Ontology annotation, cellular component: plasma membrane.